Messenger RNA from Letharia lupina, 1551 nucleotides. RefSeq lists its product as uncharacterized. The coding region runs from base 1 to 1551 and encodes 516 amino acids. The record is from RefSeq and is a predicted model, not a curated record. The transcript has 5 exons. NCBI's taxonomy places the organism in Eukaryota, Fungi, Ascomycota, Lecanoromycetes, Lecanorales, Parmeliaceae.
AUGCGCUGCACAGUUGUCGCCCUUCUAUCCACCGCUGCCUUCUCCCUCGGCGCUCUUGCCCAUCCCUCUCCUCCCCAACCCGCCGCCAUCUCCUCACCUCUCGGAAAGCGCUACCAAAGCGGCUGGUGCGGCGUGCACGUAACGCAAUACCAAAAAAAUGAGGCCGGCAACUCCGAGUACAUCCUAGACGUGACCCUCUACGACGCGCUGCAAGACCAAGUGGGCGCGGUGACGGGACUCAGCGCCCCGGGUGGCAGCUACCAGGACAUUGACAGCCAGCUUCCGUAUGUGUUCGAGGUGGAAGUUGGAGCCAACGAUCAGCAGCCUGUGAUGUUUAUGGAGUUCGCUGCAAUUAUGCUGACGAUGAACAAUAUCUCCCAACGUGUCACAGAGGGUGUCUCCCGGACGAUGGAGACUCUACCAGGCAACACGAACAGAGAGCUUGAAGUGAAGAGUCUUGCUCAGAAUCUGACCAGAGAAUUGUCAUCCUCGCUAUCUCUAGGAGUCCCACGACCAAUUUUUGACGCCCUCUAUCAGUCAUUUUCCGGAGCUGAAUUCCAAAGUGUCAUGAAUCAGGACAUCCCUUUGACUAUGAGGGCACGUCACAGCCAAGCCCACCAGUAUCUGGAUCAGCGCACACCUUCAGAUGGUGCCUCUGGCUACAAGGCCCAUUUUGCUAUUGAAAAUGAUCCAGAUGAAAAGGAUAACAAGGUAGAAGUCACGAUAGACAGGGCGAAUUCUGUUGAGCCAGCAAAUAGCCUCUCUGCAGGCAAUGCAGUUGCUGAUGAUCCACCACAUCUUCUCGACGGUUCAAAAGCACUGGCGGCUAUUACCGCGGAUAAGACCGAGAUCCUUGGCCUGUCAGAAGUUUCCUAUGAUAUCGAGACAAUGAGAACAGCAGAUGAGAGACGCAAGCGUUCUAUGUAUGACAGAUGUAUCAGUUUGGAGGAUCUGAAGAGGUUCUCGAGAAAAUACAGGCUUCACACACCUGUGCCUAAGGAUCUAGACUCCUUGCGUUCCAAAGACACGGCUAGGCAGCAAAGUCGCGGGCUCGUAGAGGACGCUCAGCUUAGGGCGCCCGGUCCAUCGGCUCCAACUGUUAUUGCCAGUAUGGCUUCUACGAUAUCGCAGGUCUCAGCAGAUUUGAGACAGCAAAACCUUGAAACGGAAGAGCGAGACAAUCACCUGCUUACCAAAUUGCACAUACUCAAGCUCAUCGAUGAGGACGUGAUCUGUCACCUAAAAGGCGUUCACAAGGAGGAUGUGUUUGGUUUUGUUCUGUUUGCACUCAAAGAAUACUGCCCGCAAGCGAUUCUUCCACUGAGCCCAAGUUGUGAAGAACAGGAGCGUUACCCUUUCGAUUUGCUCGGAGUGUUCACCAGACACAGAUUUGAUGGAUGGCAUGAAAGACUGGCCUCGAGCCUUCGAGUCCUUUGUAUUGACUACUCAGUUGAGAAGCUACAAAGUCACUGUGAAACACGUCCAAAUCGGUACCAUGAACAUUUUGGGGGGCUUCGAGAAGUCCACGGCAAUCCAAACGCUGGUGAAUGA